Molecule: messenger RNA, 3408 nt
Organism: Octopus bimaculoides (California two-spot octopus)
Lineage: Eukaryota; Metazoa; Mollusca; Cephalopoda; Octopoda; Octopodidae
Product: ubiquitin-like protein 7
Biological process (GO): ubiquitin-dependent protein catabolic process
Cellular component (GO): cytosol
Molecular function (GO): polyubiquitin modification-dependent protein binding
Source: RefSeq, a predicted model, not a curated record
GGAAGUUGAAUUCAUAUUAUUAACAACAUGGCGACCAUCAACGUGCGGUGUUUAUUUGAUCAAAAUCGUUUUCAGUUAGAGUCUAUAGAUCUUAAUUCUAUGGUCAAUGAAUUUAUAAACCGAAUUUCGGAAAAUGUUACUCUAUCAGACAAAGAAAUUGAAUUGGUUUAUUGUGGUAAUUGUUUACAAAGAACAAAGACUUUAGAAUCAUAUGGUGUGAAGAAUGGUUCUAUGGUUUAUGCUGUGAAGAAAAAUGUGAAAGAACCCGUAGACUCUGGAAAACCAAAUGAAACAGAAAUUGCCAAAGUGUUAACUGCUUUCAGAAUGGCAAUUUUUAAUCCUUCUUACAGGACAACAGUUGAAAAUAUGUUGAUGGACUCUGAUGCUGUGGAAAACCUUAUCCUCACUACACCUGGUCUUGCUAAUGAUACGACAGUUUUAAUAAUGUUCCAGGAUUUGAAACUCUUACUCCAGCUGCAUAAAACAAAGCAAAUUCGACAAAUAAUAGAUGAACAUCCUGCAUUUUAUCAUGUUGCCCAGUUGAUAGCUGCCACUGUCAAUGAACAGGGAGCUAAAGCUGGGGAGAGUUUUUUGUCUUCAGCUGCAUACUCUCUUGAUCAAAUGUCAGAUGAUGAAGAAUCUGCAUCACCACUUCACACCCAAGAACAGUCACCCUUACAGCUUGAUGGAAGCUCUAUUCAGGGUAUAACAGCUUCACAGCUUGCUGCAGCUCUUGCUGCUGCCAGUGUACCAGCAGGUUUUUCUGACCCAUCAACAUCAGGAGCUCGAAUGUCUGAUGCAGCAUCAACAUCUGAUAGUAUUGGUGCUUCACCACCUAUCAGUAGUGACUUCUUCCAACAAGCCAUGGUACAUGCCCAGUAUGUUGCUACUCAAACCCAGCUUCAACAGCUUCGUGACAUGGGUAUCACAGAUGAAGGUUUGGCACUACAUGCUCUCCAAGAAGCAGGUGGAGAUAUACAGGCUGCACUAGAAUAUAUAUUUGGAGAUAUUGGUGGAGGUAGUUUAUGAAAACAAAAACAAACAUUUUUUUGAUAAAAACAAAGACAUUAGUAAAUAAAGUGAAAAUAUAUUAAAAAUAUUGCAGUUUUCUAAAAUAAUUAUUACACUGCUUAAGUGAUAGGAAUUCUUUUAAAUGUGUGUGUUUUUUUUUAAUAGUAUUUAAAUCAACUUUUAUAGACAUAUUUCUAAGAUAUACACAUAAAAAUUAGUCUUGACAACAAACCCACCAAUAUGUUAUUGGCUGCCAUAUAAAUAUGAGCAAUUAUAAUAAACUGAAUUCUGUCUGCUUUUAUUGGUUUUCUUAUUCAUGAACACAGUUUUGUUGUAAUUUUGUUUAUCAGAAUCUGUGUACACAACACAGUGAUUAUAUAUAUUUGUAGACUUUGAGGGGGGAAAAUGCAAGGUUUAUUUUAGGAGCAAUAUAUUUUUCCUUUUAUUUCAUAAAAAUUAACUUUGUAAUAAAGCAGCAAAAUUUUCUUUUCUCUAAGUUGUUAAUUCUGUUUAUAUAACAAAUGGUUAGUAUAAACUUUUAAGCUUUAUUUAUUUUUACUUUUCUUGUAAGAACAAUGAAUGCAGUAAUCUAGCAGAAUUGUUACCACAUCAGACAAAAUGCUGAGCAGCAUUUCUUCCAGGUUUUUAUCUUUAUCAUCCUUUAACAUCUGUUUUCCAUGCUGGCAUGGGUUGGACAGUUUGACAAGAGCUGAUAAGCUAGAGAGCUGCACCAUGUUCCAGUCUGAUUUGGUUUGGUCUCUAUGGUUGGAUGCCCUUCCUAAUGCCAUCCACUUUACAGUGUGCUACCACUUCUGAGUUCAAAUGCUGCUGAGGUCAACUUUGCUUUUCAUCCUUUCGGUAUUGAUUAAACGAGUACUGUUUGAGCAUUGGGUUUGCUGUGAUCGACUUCCCACUCACCCUCAAGAUUGCUGGACCUUGUGCCAAAAUUAAAAAGAAUUAUAAAUAAGUGUGGUUGAUUUGUAGCAUCUGUAAAGCAUUAGUAAAAAAUGCCUUGUGACAAUUUAGUCCAUUCUGUCAAGGCUGCUUUUGCCUUUUAUCUUUUUAAGAGUCAAUAAUUUAAAAUAUCACUCAAGCACUGUGGUUAUUAUCUACUAAUCUCCUUCCCCAAAAUUUCUGGAUUUGUGCCUAUAUAUAGGCACAUGAUGAUAAUGAUGUGGCUAUAUUAGAAACAGGAGGCGCAAUGGCCCAGUAGUUAGGGCAGCGGACUCACAGUCAUAGGAUCGCGGUUUCGAUUCCCAGACCAGGCGUUGUGAGUGUUAAUUGAGCGAAAACACCUAAAGCUCCAUGAGGCUCUGGCAGGGGAUGGUGGCGAACCCUGGUGUACUCUUUCACCACAAUUUACUCUCACUCUUUCUUCCUGUUUCUGUUGUGCCUGUAUUUCAAAGGGCCAGCCUUGUCACGCUGAAUAUCCCUGAGAACUACGUGAAGGGUACAUGUGUCUGUGGAGUGCUCAGCCACUUGCACAUUAAUUUCCCGAACAGUUGAUUGGAUCAACUGGAACCCUCAACAUCGUAAGCGACGGAGUGCCAACACAUAUUAGAAACAAUUAUUAUUAAGGAAGAUUGGCAUCAUUGUUAAGAGUGUGAUAUUUGGUCCGGCUUUUUUUUUUAAUGUUCUGAGUUCAAAUUCUGUCAUGAUUGACUUUGCAUUUCAUCCCUCAGAGGUUGACAAAAUAAAGUACCUGUAUGUAGUGGAGAUGAUAUAAACAUCUUCCACAAAAUUUCAGGUCUUGUGUCUAUACAAGAAAGUUCUCAAUAUAGUGGGUUAGCAGAAUUGUUAGAACUGGAUAAAGUACCCUGCAGCAUUUGUUUUGGCAUCAGUUUAUUGUUGACUAACCACUUCCCCUCAGAGAUAGGCUUUAUGUCUAUUUAAUAAAUUAUUAUUAUUAUUAUUAUUAAGGUAUUGGGAGGUGGUAAGCUGGCAGAAUGCUUAGCAACAUUUCAUCUGUCUUUGCGUUCUAAGUUCAAAUUCUAUUGAUGUCAACUUUGCCUUUCAUCCUUUCGGGGUCAGUACGAUAAGUACCAGUGGAGUACUGAAGUUGAUGUGAUCAACUUGUCCUCUUCCCAAACUUGCUGGCAUUGUGCCAAAAUUUGGAACCAUUAAUAAGGUAGUGGGUUAGCAAGAUUGUUAAAGUAUCAGACAAAAUUUCUCUGCAGUGUUUCUUCUCUUACAUUCUGAGCUGCUUUGUUUUUCAUUGUUCCAAGUUCAAUGAAAUGAUGUACCAGUCAAAUACUUGGGCCAAUUUAAUUGCCCCACAAAUUUUAGAACUUGUGCCUAUGUAAAAAAACUAUUAUGCGAUUAAUAAAAGCAUCUAUUAUAAUUAUUAUUAAUAAAAAUUAUAAACUUAAUAAAUCUUUAUAAUAUUAAAACUGAAAA